Wallemia ichthyophaga EXF-994 is the source of this 1641-nucleotide messenger RNA. RefSeq lists its product as uncharacterized. The transcript has 2 exons. Gene Ontology annotation, molecular function: protein binding. NCBI's taxonomy places the organism in Eukaryota, Fungi, Basidiomycota, Wallemiomycetes, Wallemiales, Wallemiaceae. The record is from RefSeq and is a predicted model, not a curated record. The coding region runs from base 1 to 1641 and encodes 546 amino acids.
AUGAUCUCGAGAUUUCGUCGGGGCGCGAACACAGCCAGCCUGUUCGAGAAGUUCACAGGUGUGAAUCUGCGGAGAGCAAAGAAUCUGCCGAGAUCAGUACGUUGGCUUUACGAUGAGCUCGAAUUGGAGUCAGAAGAGCUUAACAAGAAUAACAAAAUCUGGCAAAAGUAUCGUCAGUGUAUUGACUCAAAUCAGGCUGGUUUCCUUCCCCUCUCGAUCCACCAAUUCGUUCUCCAAAGAUGCACCAACAGCCCUCCAAAGAAAUUCGAUCGCAACGUUAUUGAGCGUUAUCUGCACAACCAGGAUAGACUGCGCUUUAUAAUUGAUCAAAUGCGCAUACACAACCACUCCCCAAGCUUAGAAGACUACAAAUUCAUCCUCAAUAGAUUCUCCCUUAUGGGUUCGAGGAGUGGUUGCAGGAGAAUUAUGAGAGAAAUCUUGGACAGCGGUCUCCCAAUCGAUGCUGCGUGUUACAAUUCUACCUUGAUGGGAUACGUGAGGUGGAUACACCGUCAGAACAGAAACAACCACAAAGAUCCACGCCCACAGAGGAUUAUCAGUGCUGAGAUAUCAGGCUUAUUAGAAGAGAUGGCCAACAAAUCAAUUCAGCCCAAUCAAGAUACUUACAAUUAUGUCUUGUCUAUAUUGAAAGAUAUCCAUGACUUUGAUGGACUGAAUCAACUCCUUCAAUCUACCUAUGGUAUUGACAUAUAUAAUCCAGAUCAUCAACCUAUUCAAUUUCUCGACUUUUUAUCUCAGAAUCCUCAUAUCUCUCCACCCAAAGUAUCUCCAUCGGUGCUGAGGAGUAUAGUAGAUGCCGUCGGCAACCACAGCAAUCUGAGUACGCUGAUCAGUGUAUUCGAAGCGCUAGUCAACCCAAUCAAGACGGAUGGUGUACAGACAUACGUAUGGAAGACAACACCAGAGGAAGAAUCAUCAGAGACUGUUGCAGUGAAUGGAAAAAAUCUUUCAGUAACUGUAUUCGACAGAUUGCUUUACCAUGUCACGCGACAAGGACCGUCAUUCCUCGCGAAGCACUACAUUCGCUACAUUAUAUCAGCAUGCAAAGAAGAACGAGUAGCAAAUGCAGCAUUCAGAAAAAAUCUCCUCGAAACUGCAACUAUAGACACGCUGAAAUAUAAACAUAUAAAAAUUCCGCGUAUUUUCUUCUCUGCCCAGCUCCUCACGUCGAUAAGACUUGGAUUGCUCGACCAUCACUACCAGAAAAUGGGAGUGAUCAAGUAUAUGCUCGAGCAGCUGCCGUUUAUCAUGAAAGAGCAGGCAAAGGAGCAUGACGAGUUACGUGAAUGGAUGAAAGCUUAUGAGGAGAAGAUAGUGCAUUUGCUAAAUAGUGACCAAGGCAGAGCAUUAGACGACAGUACAUUCAACAAUCUCACAACCAAACUAGAUACAGAUUUGCGGAUAAUCAACGAUCGUACCUCUACACUUAAACUUCACAACAGACUGUUGAACGUCGCAGGUAACACGUGGAUGCCGCAGGUGUGGGCGCAGGUAGCGGCGAGAAGGCGACAGAGCCGCGCUAAUGUGCGCAUGAUUGCUGCUAAAGAAGAGAGAGACGCGCAGCUGAGAAAUAAAAUGGAACAAGACUACUUUGUAGGCGCAUCAGCGCCCGUGACAUGA